Molecule: messenger RNA, 859 nt
Organism: Bradysia coprophila
Lineage: Eukaryota; Metazoa; Arthropoda; Insecta; Diptera; Sciaridae
Product: ERI1 exoribonuclease 2-like
Molecular function (GO): 3'-5'-RNA exonuclease activity; nucleic acid binding
Source: RefSeq, a predicted model, not a curated record
CUGGCAAAACGAAUUUCGUUCUAAUAAUUUAGUUGGCGAACAGACUUCAAGUGACCAAGUCAAAUAAAGUAAUUGUGUUUCUUUUAACAACGUCAGAACACACUUUUUCUUCACUUUCUUUGUAUUCGCACUAAAAGAAAUCAAUAAAAAUGACAUUGGACAAUUUUCAAUACAUAAUUUCAUUUGACCUGGAAGCGUCGUGCUGGCGGCCGUCUAAUUAUGCAAAGGCUGAAGUAAUCGAAAUUGCAGCCGUAUUUUUAAAUCUAAAAAAUGGUAAAAUCGAAUCCGAAUUUCAUAAAUUCAUUCGACCAACGCACCAUCCGAUUCUCAGUAAUUUUUGUGUUAAUCUAACUGGAAUAACACAAAGCAUGAUCGAUCGACAAGAAACAUUUCCCACUGUUUUCAAUCAGUUCAUUUCUUGGCUGGAUAAUAUUCGCAUUGAACAUGGCAUACACUUAACAACGCCGAACCAGAAAAGCGUCAAAAGUGGCGCUAAUGCUACAAUUUGUUCAUGGACCGAUUGGGAUUUGUUAGAAUUUUUGCCAUUGGAUUGCAAACGUAACGGAAUUGAGUGUCCAGAUUCGCUGAAGGCAUGGAUUGAUGUUCGAAAGAAAUAUGAUCAAUUUUAUAACAGUUUGAGAGGGAUGCCGUUCGCAAGAGCUUUGACAAAAUUCAAUAUUGAUUCAACUGGAAAAGAUCACUCGGCAAUCGAUAAUGCAAAAGGUUUGGCGCAGAUGGUUAUUCUUUUGUCCGAUAAGGGAGCUAGGUUUGGAGAAGUUACUCGGGCACUAUAAGCCAUUGAUAAUCAUUUUGUUUUCCACCAUUUAAUAAAAAAAUUCGGCUUCACAACGCGAAAAAA